GUUUUCUGGAAGAUAUGCAAAGGAUAUUUGUCAGAUAAAUCUCUCUGCUUUAAAAGAAGCUGCUAUACUCAGAGUCGCAAGUUUUAAAGUUGGCAAAUGUGAAAUCUCGCCGGAAAUUUUACCGGAAAAACGCCAACAUAAGUUGUUACACUCAUUUUUGACAGUAUUUGUUUGAGAAAUGCAAGAUAUACAUCCGAUCGGCGGCGGUGGAGGACGAUUUUUUGGUGGUGGAGGAGACAGGAGGUUAAGGCCUAACCAUCACCAAAACCAGCAAGUUUUAAAGUGUCCACGUUGUGAUUCUCCAAACACGAAGUUCUGUUACUAUAAUAACUACAAUCUUUCUCAGCCGAGACACUUCUGCAAAAGUUGCCGGAGAUACUGGACUAAAGGCGGCGUCCUCCGUAACGUCCCCGUCGGUGGUGGCUGCCGGAAAAGCAAGCGUUCCAAACCAAAGCCCGCUCCUCCUUCCGACGCUGCUGCCGAAGCUGCCGACGACGCUUCGGUGGAACAUAAGUCAAACUCUAAUUCUAGCAGCGAAAGUUCCAGCCUUACUGCAACCACAACCGCUGCUGCAGCGGCGAAUACCUCUGGUUCUGCCACUGCGGAGGUUGUGUCGGCAGCUUCUUCACACUCAGCUUCAACUUUUCUCAACUUUCACGAAUCCAACUUCUUCCUACCUAAUAGUACGAACGCAAGCUUUGAUCAUCAGCCAUUAAUGGAUCAUUCUGCCGAAGGCCAGAUUUUCCAGGACAUUGGGAACUUUACGAACCUGAUGACGUCGUCGAACGACCCAUCUGUAGUAGGGUUUAACAUGAUGGAGAUUCCGGCGUACCGGUUGCCGGAAAACCAGAACUCAAAUGAGCAGUGGAAUCAACCGUCGAAGAUGGUGGGAACAGAUCAGCCGGUUAAUGACUUGAAGAUGGAACAAAUGGAUACGGGUUUCAUGAAUCAAACGGGUCGGGUCGAGUUUGGGUUACAGCAGAACAGGGUAAACAGCAGUGAGAUCGCUCCACUGGAUUGGCAAACUGGAGGUGGUGGUGGAGAUGGAGAACAUGGGCUGUAUGAUUUAACCGGAACCGUUGAUCAUUCUUACUGGAGUCAAACACAGUGGGGUGGAAACGAUCACUCCCUUAAUUUUCUGCCUUGAUCUUUGUCUCCUUUUUCUAACCUUUGAAAAUAGCAGACAAAAAUAAACAAAGUGAAGUUGGAAUAUUGAGAAAAAGAAGGGAAAAAGAAGAAGUGGAGAACUAUAUAUGUUUGGUAUGUAUAUUCAAUUCUCAUAUUUUUAAGUUUAGACCUGUUUUAGAUUUGGCUGGAGUUAGGGUUUGAAAUUUGUAAUUUCAUUAUGCAAAUGUAACUGACCUCUCCACGCUAAUUACUUUUUCCUUUUGUUUAACUUCCCGGCGAGGGGUAUAUUUAGAUAUUUAUGCAAGUGUAUCUUAAUUGUGAAAGUCAAGUUAAUUGUGAACAGAGUAUAGAGAACAACUUAUUAAAUGUUAAUUGUGUACGUGUUGUGUACUGUUCAUUUUUA
This is a messenger RNA of Nicotiana attenuata, 1531 nucleotides long. Its product is annotated as dof zinc finger protein DOF5.4-like. The record is from RefSeq and is a predicted model, not a curated record. Gene Ontology annotation, biological process: regulation of DNA-templated transcription. Lineage: Eukaryota; Viridiplantae; Streptophyta; Magnoliopsida; Solanales; Solanaceae. Gene Ontology annotation, molecular function: DNA-binding transcription factor activity; DNA binding. The transcript has a single exon. Bases 179 to 1147 code for a protein of 322 amino acids.